CCCACCCAUGUCCCAUGUCCUUUGUGUCUGUGUCUGUCUGUCUCCUCCUCUGGGACUCUGACAGCCUGUGUGUCUGUCUCUGUGUCUCUUGGUCCAUCUCAGGCUCAGUCUCUACCUGUCCCUCUCUGUCCCCGCCAUGGGGUCUCUCCCUCUGCGCGGUCUUCAGUGGGGCGUGGGUUUCUGCACGUGUGUCCUUCCUGCUUGUUCUGCCCAGGUGUGUCUGUGUGAGCGCCUCUGUUUCGUUCUCCUUCUCCCCGUCCCUCGGUGCGUGACUCUGUUCCUCUCUGUGUCACUUUCUGUGUUUACGUGUGUGUCCACGUCUUCCUGUUCUCUCUGAGCCUGUUUCUGACUCUCCCCGCCCCCGCCCCAUCUGUUUGUAGCCGCGUCUGUCCGGCACAGCAGCGGAUGUGCGGGUGACUCAGGGCUGACAGGAAGCCUGUCGCCUGCCCGCUGCCCGCUGCCCGCCAGUGUGUGUGGCGCUGCAGGUGUGUGGGUGCAGGAUGGGGUGGCCGCAGUGAGGAGCCCUCGACCCUCAGCGCUGCAGGAGGGGACGCCAGGAGCAGACAUGAGCUCGGGGACCGAGCUGCUGUGGCCCGGGGUGGCGCUGCUGCUGCUGGGGGUGGCCGCCAGCCUGUGUGUGCGCUGCUCCCGCCCAGGUGCAAAGAGGUCCGAGAAAAUCUAUGAGCAGAGAAGUCUGCAAGAGAGCCGGCGGAGCUUUGCGGUGGCCCAGACCUACUCCUUGGUUGGGCAUCCGUGGCCGGGGCCCCUGGUGGACACAGUCUCUGACGCGGCACACACGAGGAAGGAGAAGCUGCUGCAGUUCUCUCCCGACCUGGAGGAUCCCGCGUCCUGCAGGUACCAGAACUUCCGCAAAGGAAGCAGACACGGAUCGGAUACAGGCUACAUAGACCCCAUUGCCAGGUGCUAUUACGACCGGGAGCGGUUCCCCAAGCCCUCGGAAGACGACGACGACACCAAUUCCUACGAGAACGUGCUCAUCUGCAAGCCCAGGACCUCAGACAAUGAGGAGUGUGAGGAUUAUCAGAACUCGGCAUCCAUCCGCCAGUGGCGCGAGUCCAGGAGGGCCGUGGGGGAACAGUGGCAGGUGUGUCCCUGUGAACCCUCCGCAGAGCACGUCUGGCGAGAAGCACCGCCCUCCCCGGGAAGCCCAGAGGAGGACGGGGAACCGGAUUACGUGAAUGGGGAUGUGGCCGGGGAAGCCUAGGAAAGGCCGGAAGGAAGGCGCCAAGGCGAGGCAGCUGGAGUACCACUGAGCUUGUGGACCUGCCGGUUGCCUCCUGAGGAUGGCUUUCCAGAGCUGCUCAACUUUUAGGCCCCUGCAUGGCUGCACCUAGAAGGGAUACUGACAUCUCCUAAGGACCACCUGGCCACAGGGUGCAGCCUGGGGAGGGGCAGUUACUCGUAGGACUGCCAAAAAUACACCCCCCACUCCCAACUGAGGCUUCCUUGGACAGGUGCCAGGGGUGACCCAGUUGCCACCAUGGUGGAUGCCCAGGAUUUAGGGCGAGCUGCAGCCCUGUCCCCGUGUCUAAAACAUUGUCUGACACUGGUAGCUAUGUCCUUUUUGCUUUGGAUUUGGAUUCCAAGUUGAUAGUUGCUGGGAUUUUAUGAUCUAUAAUCUUGUACAGUUAAUUUAUAUAGGUGGAGCCAUAUUUAAUAUUCUGAACUUCUGGGUAGAGACUUACCUUACAAAGCAUUACCUGUGGUUACCCUCAGCAUCCUGGCUAGGCGGGGCCCUGGCUCUCCCUCUGUCCUUGAAUGGGGACCUCGCCUUUCUUUGGGCCUCGGUUCACUCAGGAAGAAAUGAGGCUACAGCCACCCUGUGACCCUUCCGUGGAAAUGGCAUCUGCCAUGGACCACAGUGCAUCAGUCUGGAGCAGUGUGGUCAGGACCUCGGCCAGAGGCCCCUCAGCAGCAGUGCAGCCCCUCACUGGCCGGCAUCCUCCUCUGCCCAGGGGGCCUCAGCUAAGGGGGAGCAGGGGACCCGAGGGGAACUUCUGAGUCAGAAACUCAGCCAGGGAAACAUGCCUCCUCCAACCCAAACAUCUCAAUAAACCACUUUAGUUUAAGAGCCUCACUUCUCCUGGGUCUGCUUCAGGUAAAAAACCUUUUGAGGGAAUGAAGUGAAGCCUCUUAUUGAAGAGAAGGGGACCCUGAGGCCAGAGGGAGGCAGGCCCGAGCGCAGCCCUCCUCCCAGGACACCCACACCGACUGGUCCCAUGAGAAGAGAUCACACCAUAAGUUAGGAAAUUAGAGGAAGCCUCUGGAACCCAACUCUUGGCCACUGUCACUUCACACCUUGAAGUCCUGACCUCACAAGCUCAGAGACAAGCGCCUGUACCGUGAGCUCAGGGCUGAGGGGAGGUGCAGGGCUGUGGGGACUCCAGCACUGGAGAGAAGACACCAGGGGAGUCUUGCCUCUGCUGUCUCCCGCCUCGGGAACCAGGUGGCUCUCUGGGCCCACUGUCCUUACCUGCAAAUUGGGGAUAUAAUCAACCCUUCACCUCCCAGGCAUUAUGAGGUCCCAGGUAUUAAGUAACAUUGGGAAGGUAUGUGCUAUGCCUUCGUUUUUAAGGGCUAUAAUUAUUUUUAAUUCCCUGCCACCCUUAACAGAAACCUUAACCCAAAAAGCCAGUAACCUUGGUGCCUUUCCCAUGUCUGUUUAGUGUCACCACUCAAAUGUGGCCUGGGUGGGGGACUGAUGUUGCUUGGGAGAGCCUGCUCCAGCUGCUCCCUGUUCAGACCAGGACACGGGAGCUGUCUGGGACCCACCCAUAACGAGGAUGAGACGGGCACAGGCCCUGUCCACCUGCCGGGACACACGGAACCACCCCUGCUGCCCUUCAUCCAGGAGCCCACAGGACACAGUGUGUUUCCAUCAAAGCUUGCCAUAGAAGACCACUACGCACAGCAGUCUCCCCCGCCCCAUGAAAGACACCAUCCUAAAACAAUGCCUGGGGUUGGCUUCACAAGAAACUGGGGGUGAGGCUGGUGGUAGGUGGUGACCCUGCGUAGAUUAUCUACGUAGUGUUAUCUACCCCAGCGUAGAUAACACUGGGCGAGUUGACAAUGAAUUCGUGAAGCUUCACUGUGUUAUUCUCUCUACUCUGAAAUUUUUCAUAAUUAAAAGAAAAUGGAAAAAAAUA
Microcebus murinus (gray mouse lemur) is the source of this 3167-nucleotide messenger RNA. It is a transcript of the gene LAT2, whose product is annotated as linker for activation of T cells family member 2. Gene Ontology annotation, biological process: B cell receptor signaling pathway; B cell activation; calcium-mediated signaling. Gene Ontology annotation, cellular component: plasma membrane. The record is from RefSeq and is a predicted model, not a curated record. NCBI's taxonomy places the organism in Eukaryota, Metazoa, Chordata, Mammalia, Primates, Cheirogaleidae.